GUGGUCUAGUCUCCGCCUCCUGCUCUAAUUGGAUGCACUUCAUAUAACGUGCUGAGCUCACUCACCUGUUUUCGUAUUUUAAUUGGCGUGUCUCCACCAGGCGAAUUCAAGGGAACAGAAAGACACCAGUCAACUUGUGGCGGUCGUCGUGUGUGGAGGGGCACACAUUUAGCGAGACCGGAACCACGACCACGACCAGGACCAGGUCCGAUGAGAGAAUGUCCGCUGGAUCGAGGAAGCAGGACGCGCCGUUUUGAGUGAGUGGAAAUGGACCACCGGUGACGUUUUGGAGGAAAGACACACAAGAUCUGGAAGCUUCUCAGUGACUAUUGAGACUUUUUGUCACGCAUUGGAAUUUGAUUGUCUUUCCCGGUUCGGUGCUGCGGUGUCUUUGGAACCAUGGGCUGCACGGUGAGUGCCGAGGACAAGGCGGCUGCUGAGAGGUCCAAAAUGAUCGACAAGAACCUCCGAGAAGAUGGAGAGAAGGCGGCCAGAGAAGUCAAACUGCUCCUAUUAGGUGCCGGGGAGUCUGGGAAGAGCACCAUCGUAAAGCAGAUGAAGAUCAUCCAUGAGGACGGCUACUCGGAAGACGAGUGUAAGCAGUACCGCGCUGUGGUUUACAGUAACACCAUCCAGUCGAUCAUGGCCAUCGUCAAAGCCAUGGUCAGCCUCAAGAUAGACUACAGCAACACUGGCAGAGUGGAUGACGCCCAGCAGCUCUUUGCUUUGUCUGCCACGGCUGAGGAGCAGGGUCUCCUCCCUGAUGACCUGGCCAACGUGAUCAGGCGACUGUGGGCUGACGGCGGCAUACAGAGCUGCUUUGCACGCUCGCGGGAAUACCAGCUCAAUGAUUCGGCGGCCUACUACCUGAACGAUCUGGAGAGGAUAGCCAAAGCAGAUUACAUCCCCACCCAGCAGGAUGUUCUGCGAACUCGGGUCAAGACCACCGGCAUCGUGGAGACUCACUUCACAUUCAAGGAGCUGCACUUCAAGAUGUUUGAUGUUGGAGGCCAGCGUUCAGAGAGGAAGAAGUGGAUCCACUGUUUCGAGGGAGUCACCGCCAUUAUCUUCUGCGUUGCGCUGAGUGCAUACGACCUGGUGCUGGCGGAGGAUGAGGAGAUGAAUCGCAUGCACGAAAGCAUGAAGCUGUUCGACUCCAUCUGCAACAACAAGUGGUUCACAGAGACCUCCAUCAUCCUCUUCCUCAACAAGAAGGACCUCUUUGAGGAGAAGAUCACGCGCAGCCCCGUCACCAUCUGCUUCCCAGAAUACUCAGGGGCCAACAAGUUUGACGAAGCGGCCAGCUACAUUCAGACCAAGUUCGAGGACCUGAACAAGAAGAAGGACACCAAGGAGAUCUACACGCAUUUCACCUGUGCCACCGACACAAAGAACGUGCAGUUUGUCUUUGACGCCGUCACCGACGUCAUCAUCAAAAACAACCUGAAAGACUGCGGCCUCUUCUGAAGGACGCUGCAUGAGAGACGCCGGCGAGCGUGUGACGAUGAACUGCUCCUCAUAUUGGAAAAAUUGGAGAUUCCUGGAAGGGCAAACGAACACAAGCAUCGCAUCUUUUGUCUCGCAUACUUUGUCCCACUUUUACUAUUUAUACUCCCCCUUGAAAUGAAUAUUUAACCCUCAUUUUGUGACAACUUUUAGCCGACACUCACGUCGAGUUCUACCACUUUUUUCUUUUUUUUUUUUUAAUUCCAAGAGAAUGUGACACCACUUUUGUACAACAUUUACGGCCAAUAAUCAUCAAUGUUGUCCUGCAUGACAUUCUAUCAAUUAGCUUGACACCCCCCCCCCCCCCCCCCCCAAAAAAAGGAAAAAUCCUGUUUACUGGAAAACCAAUGUGUGAGCUUUGAAAUGAUGUCUGUCGCUAACCUGGAUUGUGUUUGUGUUUGUUGUCAUCAUCUCACAGUGGAAUUAUUUCUGUUUGUGCCUUGCUGCUGUAUGUUUACACGUGCUCCCUCUCCCUCCGUGGUGUCAACUAUUCUGUAGGGCUAAUUUCUACUGCGCACCUUCAGAAGCAAACACGCAUCCAAGCACAGAGACUCUACAUCACACCACUUCGUUUGUUCCGUGUACAGAAUAAAGGUUGGGUCAUGUCAGCGUUUGUAUUUCUACUGUCCUUUUGUCAAAAUGUUGUUUUCUCAUAUUUUAACCAAUUUUAUUUGCCUUAGCGCACUUUAGCACCAUUUUUAUGUGCAAUAUACUGUACAAUGUGGCGUCUUUAUUUUCUAAUUCAAAUUUGUGUAUUUGUUGUUUUUUUUUUAUAAAGUCCAUAUCA
This is a messenger RNA of Dunckerocampus dactyliophorus (ringed pipefish), 2293 nucleotides long. It is a transcript of the gene gnai2b, whose product is annotated as guanine nucleotide binding protein (G protein), alpha inhibiting activity polypeptide 2b. Lineage: Eukaryota; Metazoa; Chordata; Actinopteri; Syngnathiformes; Syngnathidae. Gene Ontology annotation, molecular function: GTPase activity; G protein-coupled receptor binding; G-protein beta/gamma-subunit complex binding. The transcript is spliced from 9 exons. Gene Ontology annotation, cellular component: heterotrimeric G-protein complex. Gene Ontology annotation, biological process: adenylate cyclase-modulating G protein-coupled receptor signaling pathway; gamma-aminobutyric acid signaling pathway. The coding region runs from base 400 to 1467 and encodes 355 amino acids. The record is from RefSeq and is a predicted model, not a curated record.